Messenger RNA from Zerene cesonia (dogface butterfly), 767 nucleotides. RefSeq lists its product as uncharacterized. Gene Ontology annotation, cellular component: ciliary membrane; Golgi apparatus. Lineage: Eukaryota; Metazoa; Arthropoda; Insecta; Lepidoptera; Pieridae. The transcript is spliced from 3 exons. Bases 157 to 660 code for a protein of 167 amino acids. Gene Ontology annotation, biological process: negative regulation of smoothened signaling pathway. The record is from RefSeq and is a predicted model, not a curated record.
UUUUUUAGGGAACUGUCAAUGUCACUUUAGACAUUGUUUUCCUAAAAGUUUAUUUCGUAAAUAAGAAUUACAAACAAUUUUAUCCAAUUUAUAGACUUGCUCAAACUAAACGUGAUGUGAAGUAUAGGGAACUUCAUUCGAUCAGUACUUUUCAUCAUGGAUAAAUUAACAGUUAUAUCCGGAACACUUUUCAUGGCCGCAGACGUAUUUGCCAUUGUGAGUCUUGCAAUGCCCGAUUGGAUAAUAACAGACGUUGGAGGGGACACGAGACUCGGCUUAAUGUGGUCAUGUAUUACUUUAUACAAUCGCCCCCAAGUUUGUUUUACUCCUGACCUUCAGCCUGAAUGGUUACUGGCUUUGAUUUGUAUAUUCAUAGGAUGCAUCUGCAUAACAACUACAGUUAUUCUUUUAGCAUCUAGCCACUUUGAUCGCAAUGUCAUUCCAUAUGCAAGAUGGGUAGGAUUUGCUGCAAUGGUAGUCUUCUGCCUUGCAGCUGUUAUAUUCCCAAUGGGUUUUCAUGUAGAUGAAAUUGGAGGCCAGCCUUACCAGUUGCCUAACAGCCAUCAAGUGGGAAUCUCUUACAUACUAUUUGUAUUAUCAUUGUGGAUUACUGUGAUAUCAGAAUUAUUUGCAGGAAAAGUGUGUUUACCUCACUUUUAACUUUAACUUGUUCACUUUCACUAAGUAUUAAGUAGGUUUGUGUAAGUUAUGGUGUUUAUUGCUAUUAUGAAUUAUAUUUAAUCAAAACAUUCCAUUUCUAUUUAAAA